Molecule: messenger RNA, 788 nt
Organism: Nilaparvata lugens (brown planthopper)
Lineage: Eukaryota; Metazoa; Arthropoda; Insecta; Hemiptera; Delphacidae
Exons: 2
Coding region: 43-663 (206 amino acids)
Source: RefSeq, a predicted model, not a curated record
UCGUAUGGUGUAUCAUCAUCACCAUUUCUUGCCAUUUGUACUAUGCAUCAGUUUAUUGAAGAUGAAGAAAAAAUGUUCCCUGCGGCUUCUGAAGCCUUACGGUUUUCUACUUACAUGGAUGAUAUAGUUACAUCAGUCUCAUCAAUGGAAGCAACCAAGCAACUGCAGCUUACUGAAUUGUUAAGCAAAGGGAAAUUUGAAUUGCUAAAGUGGGCCAGCAAUCAUUCUACCAUUCUAUCAAAUCUCCCUCCAGAGCAUUGCGCUAUUGAUGCAGGAGAUUUCACUUUGGAGUCUGAUAAAACCAUUAAAAUUCUUGGCUUUCAAUCGAAUCCAAUUGGUUACUACCUCUUCUACAGGGUGAAGGUUCCAUCCAGUCUAGCUACAAAACGAAAUGUUUUAUCAACUUUAGCACAAAUUUUUGAUCCAUUAGGAUAUUUGACACCUUUCAUGCUUACCUUCAAGAGUAUAAUUCAAUAUCUAUGGCAAUCGAGAUGUGACUGGGAUGAUAUAGCAUCCGUGGAGGUAGUGAAGAAAUGGGAGCUUUGUGUGGUUUCAAGUUCAAGAAGUGCUUGCAAAAAUUAUAAACAUAGAUUAUAUUGCAGCUUGGACUUAUUCAACUGUGGCAGUGAGUUGGAUUCGGUCUUCACCUCAUCGUUGAGCUAGGUUUGUGGCAAAUCGUGUAAGUCAAGUACAGGAACACCUGUCUACAGAGCAAUUCAGAUAUGUGUCAACCGAAUGUAAUCCAGCUGAUUGUGCUAGUCGAGGACUAUUGCUCAAUGAAUUAAGUG